Morus notabilis is the source of this 666-nucleotide messenger RNA. RefSeq lists its product as uncharacterized. NCBI's taxonomy places the organism in Eukaryota, Viridiplantae, Streptophyta, Magnoliopsida, Rosales, Moraceae. The record is from RefSeq and is a predicted model, not a curated record. The transcript is spliced from 2 exons. Gene Ontology annotation, molecular function: nucleic acid binding. The coding region runs from base 1 to 666 and encodes 221 amino acids.
AUGGGACCAUUCCCGCCUUCAUUUGGUAAUCUCUAUAUCCUUUUGGCAGUUGACUACGUAACUAAAUGGGUUGAAGCUAUUGCAACUCCCACAAAUGAUGCUCGGGUGGUUGUCAACGGAAAUUCAAAUCGGAAGGAUUGGUCAAACGAGCUUGACGACGCUCUAUGGGCAUAUAGGACGGCGUUCAAGACACCUAUUGGCAUGUCUCCGUACAGGUUGGUGUUUGGGAAGGCGUGUCAUCUACCAUUUGAGCUUGAACACCGGGCGCAUUGGGCCAUUAAGAAGCUCAACUUUGAUUUGAAGGCCUCGGGAGAGAAUAGACUUCUUCAACUCAAUGAAUUGGAGGAGAUUCGUAAUGAGGCGUAUGAGAAUGCGAGGAUUUACAAGGAGCGCACGAAGCACUGGCAUGACAAGAGGAUCCUCCGCCGCAACUUCAUUCCGGGAGAGAAGGUACUUCUAUUCAACUCUCGCCUUAAACUUUUUCCCGGAAAGCUGAAAUCUCGAUGGUCCGGUCCAUUCACGGUUACAAAAGUCUUUCCAUUCGGCGCUGUUGAGAUACAAAGAGGAGAUGAACCUGCCUUCAAAGUGAACGGACAACGCCUUAAACACUAUUUUGAAGGUGAGGUGGAAAAGAUUGUGAGUCUCCAGCUCAUCGAGGACAUUUGA